UCUGCUCUUGCUGCUGAUCCAUUGAUCUCUCUCUGUAUUUUUUUUCCCCUCUCCCUGUCGUUGGGUUUGGAAUUAACUCCUCUCUGCCCAGCCUUCCUGUGGGUUCAGCAGCUUCCCCGCUCCCACAAGGAGGGGACAGCGGAGAACAAGGGUGCUGCUCCUUGCUGGGAGAGGCAGGAUAGGGUCCUGCAGACCCCUCACCUCUGUGUGUUCGGGAGGUGCUUCCCAACACCUCCAGGGAAUGUGGAUGUCCCGCCAUGCCUGACCCUUAUCUCCUCCUUGAUCUAUGGGGCUAAAACCUCUGAAGCAAGAGCAAUUAGUUGCUAUUUCUGGCUGUUAUUAAUUGCUAGCAGCGUGGCAAAAAGGGCUUGUAGCACAGAUCAGACCAAAUCACACCCAGCAUCAGACCUGGAGACGGAGGGCAAAGCAGGCUUUUGUUUUCGGUCCAGUGCAGGUCUGACCUCUCACCAGAAUUUUUCUCCCAGGGGAGGGAGGACAAGCAGUCCAGGGACGGCCCCAGCAGACAUCCAGCUCUGUUAUCACCACGCAGGACAGCCUGUGCUCCGGCUGAUGUGACAAGAAACAACUGUGACCCACACAGCCAUCCUGCACUGAAGAGGUGAGGGUCCCGCUGCCCCUGCCCACAUUCACCCCACCCGCUGCACCUCGGCCCGGUGGGAGGCCCCCGCUGCCCCCCCGAUGUCUGGAGGGAGCAGGGUGUCCCCGGGCAGGCGGGCGGGCGGGCGGCCGGGUAUCAGCAUCCGCAACCAGGGAAAAGGGGAAGGCCGCGCUCGGGACGCGGCGAUAACCCGGGGGACGCGGCCACAGCCCGCAGCCCCGCUCGCCAUGCAAGGCCCCUGCCGCUGCCUCCUCCUCCUCCUCCUCUUCCUCCUCCUCCUCUGCCUGCUGCCGCUGCCGCCGCCGGGUGCCUCAGGCCUGGCACCGCCGCCGCCGGAGGACCCUCGAGACCUGCCACCGCCGCCCGGCACCGCUGACCCCGCAGCCCGCCUGCUGCGCGGCCGCCCCUCGGCCCCGGUGCGGCCCUACAGCCUCUCGCUCUCCCCCGAGGACUACCGCUACGCGCCCAAGCCCCGCCAUCUACGGCCCGGGCGGCUUCGCCGGCUGCUGGGCUCGGCCUUCGACCCCUUCUGGAUGUCGGCCGAGGAGCCGGCAGGUCGCAACGGCACCGCCGCCACCACCGAGGACCUGGAGACCCAGAGCCAGGAGCUGGCGGAGGGUGCCGGGCGGUACCGCCGCAAGCUGUGGAGAGAGGCCGAGGGGCUGGAGCUGCCCACCCUGCUGCCCCCUGUGCCCGGGCUGCCCCCCGAGCUGCCCGCCGCCGUGGCGCGGCGCCUGCGGCAGUGGCUGGUGGAGCGGGCCGCUUGCCGCCUCACCUCCGCCUGGGUGGACCUGGGGCCCGUCUUCUGGCCCCGCUGGGUGCGCCAUACCGCCUGCCAGCCCGACCCCUCUGGCUGCUCCUGGCCCCCCGGCAUGGCCUGCCGUCCUGCCCAGCUCACCCACCUCAAGCUGCUGGCCUGGCACUGCUGGGCCCCACGGCCGCCUGGUCCCCAGCACUGCGCCUGGCGUCAGAUCCCCUACCCCGUGGUGGUGGCCUGCAAGUGCUCCUGCCGCUGAGGGGCUGGGGAGCGGGAGGAAUAAACUGCCAGAAGCCAAGCGGGCCGCCCUCUGGGUGUUUAUUUGGGGUAAAGGAUGGGGGUGGGUUAGUCCAUGGCACCCCCGUGGACGGGGGACUGAGGGUGGUGGGAGUGGGGCUGAGGUGCAGGGAAGACAUGGGGGGAUGUGGGUUGAACUUCAAGGUGGACACUGUGAUGUGGAGAAGGGCUGCAAGAGGGGCAGGUUUGGGACUGAGCUACAGCAGCACGGUGAGGUGUGGUUAUGAGGGUGGGUGGAAGUGAGGCAGGCAGGA
This is a messenger RNA of Oxyura jamaicensis (ruddy duck), 1927 nucleotides long. RefSeq names its product noggin-like. Lineage: Eukaryota; Metazoa; Chordata; Aves; Anseriformes; Anatidae. Gene Ontology annotation, biological process: dorsal/ventral pattern formation; osteoblast differentiation; negative regulation of cell differentiation. The record is from RefSeq and is a predicted model, not a curated record. The coding region runs from base 700 to 1635 and encodes 311 amino acids. The transcript has 2 exons.